AAAGCAGGAUCAACAACUUCAGAAAUGAAGCACGUGGCUUAUAAGAUGAAGUUACUUCAGGCAUUUUUGAUUCUGUCACUUCAUAAUUACACAUCAACUGGAGAUGGUGAAAUAAGAUCAAGCUGCAGAACUGCUCCAACAGAUUUGGUUUUCAUCCUAGAUGGGUCAUACAGUGUUGGACCUGAAAACUUUGAAAUAGUAAAAAAAUGGCUUGUUAAUAUAACAAAGAACUUUGAUAUAGGACCAAAGUUUAUUCAGGUUGGGGUGGUUCAGUACAGUGAUUACCCUGUUCUUGAAAUCCCACUAGGAAGUCAUGAUUCUCUAGAGAAUUUAAUACAAGCAAUGGAAUCCAUCCAGUAUUUAGGUGGAAAUACCAGAACAGGGAAAGCUAUUCAAUUUGCUCUUGACCACCUUUUUGCAAAAUCACAGAGAUUUCUAACUAAAAUAGCAGUUGUUCUUACUGAUGGCAAAUCCCAAGAUGAAGUCAAAGAUGCAGCAGAAGCAGCACGAGACAGUAAAAUAACUAUGUUUGCCAUUGGUGUUGGCUCAGAAACUGAAGAUGCAGAACUCAGAGCAAUCGCCAACAAGCCCUCGUAUACUUAUGUAUUUUAUGUUGAAGAUUAUAUUGCAAUAUCCAAAAUAAGAGAAGUGAUAAAACAGAAACUUUGUGAAGAGUCUGUAUGUCCAACAAGAAUCCCAGUGGCAGCCCGUGAUGAAAAGGGAUUUGAUAUUCUUUUAGGAUUAGGUGUGAGGAAAAAGGUUAAAAAACAAAUUCAGGUUUCACCAACUAAGACAAAAGCUUAUGAAGUAACAUCAGAGUUUGAUUUAUCAGAAGCUACAAGCAAUGUUUUUCCUGAAGGUCUCCCUCCAUCGUAUGUAUUUGUCUCCACUCAGAGGUUUAAGGUCAAGAAAAGGUGGGAUUUGUGGAGAAUUUUAACUAUUGAUGGGAGACCACAGAUAGCAGUUACCAUAAAUGGAGAAGAUAAAACUUUAUUGUUUACUACUACCAGCAUAAUAAAUGGAACACAGGUCGUCACCUUUACUGAUCCAAGGGUUAAGACACUUUUUGAUGGAGGCUGGCAUCAAAUUCGGCUAUUAGUCACAGAAGAUGAUGUAACUUUGCACAUUGAUGAUCAACCAAUUGAAAGCAAGUUACUCCAUCCAGUUUUGGGUAUAUACAUCAGUGGGCAAACACAAAUAGGAAAGUACUUUGGGAAAGAGGAAACUGUCCAGUUUGAUGUCCAAAAAUUGAGAAUCUAUUGUGACCCAGAACAGAACAACCGAGAAACAGCUUGUGAAAUUCCUGGAUUUAAUGGAGAGUGCCUCAAUGGCCCCAGUGAUGUCGGUUCUACUCCAUUGCCUUGUGUAUGUCCACCAGGAAAACCAGGACUACAAGGCCCAAAAGGAGAUCCUGGGCAGCCUGGAAACCAUGGCUAUCCGGGACAACCUGGUCCAGAUGGUAAGCCUGGAUAUCAAGGAAUCUCAGGAACUCCAGGUAGUCCAGGAUUGCCUGGUGUGCAAGGGCCACGUGGGAUACCUGGCUACAAAGGAGAACCAGGGAGGGUUGGUGAUAAGGGUGAGCAAGGACAUCCUGGAUUUCCUGGCCUGCAUGGAAUGCCGGCAUCAAAGGGUGAAAAGGGCCCCAAAGGAGAGAAAGGAUUGCCAGGAUUUUACGGGAAAAAGGGGGCAAAAGGUGAGAAGGGUGAUCCUGGAUUUCCAGGUCUACCUGGACGUGCUGGGGAAACUGGAAGAAACGGAAAGGAUGGGUUCCCUGGGAGUCCUGGUUUCAAGGGAGAAAUUGGGGAGCAGGGUGCUCCAGGACUGGAAGGACACCGAGGAGAACCUGGAAUACCUGGAUUUCCUGGAAGUCAAGGACCAAUGGGACAAAAGGGAGAAACUGGCCCUCAAGGAGAUCCAGGGAAGAAAGGAGCACCUGGGCUAGCAGGUGUGAUGGGACGUGAUGGAUCUCCUGGACUACCUGGAAUACCUGGACUUAAGGGAAGUAAAGGUGAACCUGGAAUUAGAGGAAUAUCAGGAACUUCUGGGGGCAAGGGAGAACAAGGAGCUUUGGGGCCUCCAGGAGAACCAGGAUACACAGGCUUACCUGGAGCACAAGGACAAAAGGGUGACAAAGGAAACCCAGGUGAAAGAGGUAUCCAGGGUCAAAAGGGAGAAGAUGGAAGAUCAGGAACUCCAGGCCAACCGGGAACCCAGGGUCAACAUGGUGCAAGAGGGGAGAAGGGUGAGAAAGGAGACCCUGGCAUCCGGGGUCCCAGCGGACAGAAAGGUGAAUCAGGAGAGAAUGGCUCAAUGGGCCCUGUAGGUCCAAGGGGACAACCUGGAGACACCGGUCCCCCUGGCCCUUCUGGAUUAGAUGGAAAACCGGGAAGAGAGUUUUCGGAACAGUUUAUCCGGCAAGUUUGCACGGAUGUGUUGAGAGCCCAGCUGCCGGUCUUACUUCACAGUGGAAGGCUGCAAAAUUGUGAUCGUUGUCAGUCCCAAGAUGGCUCUCCAGGUGCUCCCGGACCACCUGGCCCAACAGGACCAGAAGGCCCCAGAGGAUUCCCUGGUUUUCCAGGGAGAGAUGGGGUUCCAGGACAGAUGGGAGCACCUGGGCGUCCCGGUGCCCGGGGACUAAAAGGGCAACCAGGAAGAAAUGGAGUAAAGGGCACUCAAGGGUUCGGGAAUCCAGGAGAACAGGGACCCCCUGGCCCACCUGGUCCAGAAGGUCCUCCAGGAAUCAGCAAAGAAGGGCGUCCUGGGGAACCGGGUCUUCCAGGCAAAGAUGGGGAUCAUGGAAAUCCUGGAAUUCAAGGACGAACUGGGCCCCCCGGAAUAUGUGAUCCAUCUCUCUGCUUUAGUGUUAUUGUAGGAAGAGAUCCAUUCAGGAAAGGACCAAACUAUUAAUAUGUCAUGCCUUCGCCAGCAAAACAGGCCCGGUGCUUACCUUCUAUGGUCUUUCAAGUCUCAGGAAGAUUACCAGCGACACUCCCUUGAAAAUAAAUUAACGUACCUCUAGUUUCGUAAAAGAACAAAUCCAAUGGUCUUAAUCGCAUAAGUAAAAGAUUGGCCAUUUUGAUUCUAAAGGCUCUUCACUAAUACUUGUGGCUUUUAGUUUGGUAGCAUUGAUUAUCUCCCAAAGGUUUCUGGUUGAGUCUAUUCAUUUCAGUGUAUAAAUUGAAUACAAUAAAAUUAUCCACAACCAUUGCCUUGUAGCAAACUGAAUAUUAGUUGAUCACUUGCAAAUCACUGUGAAAUGUUUCACAUUUAGCCUUCAUGCAGUAAAUCAUUUCAUUUUAUUAUCAGAAUGUGGCUAGUUCAUUUUGUGUCUAUGUGAAUCUCAUCCUUAUUUAUCCUUCUUGUCUCAUAGCUCGUGCUUUAACACUAGCUAAGAAAAGCUAUAUUUCAUUUUGAAAAAACUAAUACUGUCCUGCUUUGUCAUCACUUCAACCACAUCCUAAAUAAGUUUGUUUAGUGAUAAUGGUUUUAGAUUGUGGAUAGAAUUAGACCAAAAAUAUUUGACAUUAAAUUUUACCAAAAUUAUUAUUUUUUUUACUCUACAUUUAUAUUCUAGAGUCUCAUUGGAAAAUCUUAUUUUUAUUUGUGCAUAUAAACUUUCAUCUCAGUGUCAUUAAAUCUGUUAAAUGUGUCUCAUGACAAAAGGAAAAAUUUCACAAGUAAUUCAUGCUCUCCAAUUGCCAAGUCUGUGUGCUGGUUCAUUUUUCAGUUUUAAUUAAAUAAAACAACUGUAUGCUAAUUUUCAUUGUAUGCAAAGUUAGCAGGAAAUAAUAGCAAGUCCAAAAGAAAGCAAAUGCACAAAUUGUAUUAGAUUUUGACAUGUGUAAGACUAUUAAAUUAAUAUGAACAGUCCUGUACUGUACUUGGAUUUAUAAGUGAUUUUUUAGAGUUUUGUUCAGUUGACAUGCUAUAACUUUUGUAAUGUGCUUGACAUUCAAGGUAAAAUAAAAUUUUGUACAGAUUUUAUGGUAAUGAAUGAAUUAUACUUUGAAUUAUACAAUGAAUU
Messenger RNA from Ornithorhynchus anatinus (platypus), 4024 nucleotides. RefSeq names its product collagen type XXI alpha 1 chain (gene COL21A1). The coding region runs from base 25 to 2907 and encodes 960 amino acids. The transcript has 29 exons. The record is from RefSeq and is a predicted model, not a curated record. Lineage: Eukaryota; Metazoa; Chordata; Mammalia; Monotremata; Ornithorhynchidae.